AUGGAGGAAUCGAACGAUGGAAUGUCCGAAGAAUCGGAUGAAGCGACCAAUUCCGAUUCGUUGCAUGACUUCUUCAAUUAUGACGCAGAAGAGCUCGUGGACAGCAUCGAAAGUUUGCCCGAAAUUAUUUUGCCACGGCGAAUCAAUUUGCUUGAUUAUCCUGUCGUGCAUAUGGAAGUCGAGCUGGCACGCGUUCAGCAGGGUAUGUUGUCGCCGGUGAUAUUGCUGAACAACGUCAACAACGUGCCGGAAGUGCAGGCAACGAUCGAAGUCAGAACGGAUGGCGGUAAUGAGAAUGAAGACACUGACUCGAUUCCGCUAGGGUCGAAUCCAAGCGUCGAGUCGGAUCGACAGAUCACUAACAGCGUGCCAGAAGCACAAGCCAUCAUCGAGAUCAGAACGGAAGGGAGCAAUGCAGGAGAAGACGCUGAACCGAUGCCUUUAGGUUCUGCUCCGAGUGGCGGUACGGAUCGAAGAACAACAAACAAUGUUUCGGAAGCUCCGCUAGCAAAUAACCUCAACGAAAAUGAUGACGAAGAAAUUAUUGCGAUUGGACUGGGAUCGGAUCGUCAACCCUCUGAUCUUAGUAUGGAUCAACCGGUGGUUCUUUCGGACAGUUCACCAAACCGGUCCGGCGAAAUGUUUACACCGCGAAGAAAAAAGCGGAAAAGAACUGCUUCGCCGAUAAAGGUUCCCAGUGCCUCCAUCCAUAAGAAGGAAGACGACGAAGAGGGACUGCUCUGUUCGAUCUGUCUGGAUGAGUGGACGUUGACGGGGGACCAUCGGGUGGUAUCGUUAAAAUGUGGCCAUCUGUUCGGUAUGUCCUGCAUCAAGCGCUGGAUGCAGGAUAAACCGGCCGCUAGUCGUAGCUGUGCAACGUGUAAGGCUCGGGCCACCAUGCGAGAUAUUCGCUUUAUCUAUGCGCGUUCUGUGAAGGCGGCGGAUAAUUCGCGUGAGAUAGAACUGAUGCAGGAGUUGAGCCGCGAGAAGCUGAAGGUGAUCGACCUGAAUGUGAAGCUACAAAAUGCGAACGAGGAAAUUGCGCAACAACGCAUCGUGAUUGCGACCAUGAAGCAGAAGUUUGCUGCGGUCACUCAGGGGAUGAAUGUGUUUGGUGCUCUAAAACUCGAACCAUCGACGGAACGUGUAGUCAACUACAAACUGUCCCUGGAGAAGAAUAUGGAGAUAACGCGCGAAGGGGGCAGUCGGGCGUUAGCGUACUCGGGCAAGCACCAGAUGCUGCUCAUUUCGCAAAAGUCGACCCAGCCGCUCUUUCCGGGGUUCUCUAUCCGAAUGGUGCAAGUGCCGGAGUUUACGAUCACCACUGGAGCGACCUCGAUGCUAGUAUCGUCCCGAUCCGUGCGUGACAUUGCUAUCGAUUCGACGGACGAUCUGUUCGCGUGUGCCACGAUGGAGAAGAUGGUAAAGGUUUUUUCCAUCCAAAAUCGCACAGUUCAGUGUACGAUCACACCGAACCAGGAGGAGGUACUGUGGUCCUGUGCGUUCGACAAGGAACGGCCCAAAUUUCUUUACCUUGGAGGCCAACGUGGGUCGGUGUACGUGUACGACAUUCGACAGCCAGACCAACUGUUGGAGGAGUUCCGUGUGGGACACGUGCAGCACGACUACACGGCCGUGAUAAAGAUCUGCCCAGUGGAGCCCACCUCUACGAUCCCGUGUGGUGGGUUUCUGGUGUGCAAGCUGAAGUCCGUGUGGUUCUUCGAGUACACACCGACCCAGCAGAUCGAAAGCCAUCUGCUAAACAUCACCGGUGCUUUCAACAGCAUGAGCUACAAUCCGGCCAGUGGGCUCGUUCUGAUCAGCGUGCGACCAACCGUCGACAAACCGACCACACUGGUGCUGGCAUCACUCGAGAAGCUGAACGGUGUAUUCGCGCUAAGAACGCAAAACACAUUCGAAGGAUCUCGCGUACAAACCGUCAUGUAUCGGAGUGCACAGGCCUACCUGAACGGUGCGGACACACUGGUUGUGGCUUACCAGGAGGAUCUCAAGAUGCUUUCCACUUGGUCCACCAACGGAGGGCACCGAUGGCAGCAACGUCUUCCGAUGGGCGACGCCAUACUCGAUAUUUGUCCAAUCGUGAUUCCGUCAUCGGGACAAACGUAUCUGGCCGCACUCAGCGAGAACCGGUGCCGUAUUUACCGUCUUAAUGUAGAGUGAGAUUGAGACAACCAAAAACAAAACCGGUCAGCCACCCGACAACGCGUGCACUAUCGAAACAAGACUUUGGCGGACAGGAUCCGGAACGAGUUGUACAUUUUAUUAGGGAGUGAAAACAAUAUGAAUUCCAAACUACCGACUGUAUGAUACUGACCGCGCUGACUGCCAUUUAUUCCUCGGACAAUUGUAUGAUUUGCGCGUGAAUGCAUCGCAAGGAUGAUUCGCGCUUUCUAUUGAUUUUCAUUCAACUUCUUCACAAAUAAAUGGAUA
Anopheles moucheti is the source of this 2451-nucleotide messenger RNA. RefSeq names its product E3 ubiquitin-protein ligase RFWD3. The coding region runs from base 1 to 2181 and encodes 726 amino acids. Gene Ontology annotation, molecular function: ubiquitin protein ligase activity; protein binding. Lineage: Eukaryota; Metazoa; Arthropoda; Insecta; Diptera; Culicidae. The transcript has 2 exons. The record is from RefSeq and is a predicted model, not a curated record. Gene Ontology annotation, cellular component: nucleus. Gene Ontology annotation, biological process: interstrand cross-link repair; protein ubiquitination.